Molecule: messenger RNA, 655 nt
Organism: Aspergillus alliaceus
Lineage: Eukaryota; Fungi; Ascomycota; Eurotiomycetes; Eurotiales; Aspergillaceae
Exons: 3
Coding region: 110-370 (86 amino acids)
Source: RefSeq, a predicted model, not a curated record
GUGACCAGACACACUAAGAGCCUCCUCUGAGCCUAUUGCAAAAUCCCUGUUUGGCGGACAGGCUGCUCUAGCUUAUAAGGGCGAACAGUUCCCUCCCAUAAUCAUUUAUAUGCUUUUAUUUAAGAGUUUUCCCUCAAUUUGUUAUAUUAUUUUAGCUACGAACCUAGCUAACGGGUUAUUUGUCGAACGUCUAAAUCAGAAGACCACAAUGAAGACACUCGACUGGCCGCAGAUACUUGAGAGAUUCCAAAAGGGGCCUUUCUGGGACUGUUGCCGAUGCACCGGUGGGACAUAUACCGUUCAACAAUCCGAGAUAUGUCAAAGCUGUGAGCAUGGGCGUUGCAUCGCCUGCCCUAUCUGGACGGAAUAAAUAUGCUUGUGAGAUGAGAUUGAAGUGAUGACUGAGGGGUCAAGUUUGGGCAAGCCCUGACUAUUCCAUUGAACAUUCAUUACCCGCUCACUCCUAUAGUGAGAGCGUCGAUAGUAUUCCACAAUUCCAUAUCGUAUUAAACUAAAGUGGUGGAACAUAGUUACUAGAUCUAGCGUAGUGUAUAGUGCCAGACUAGGCAAAUAUAGCGAUUGGAAUGGCUGCUUUUGGCGUACAAAUUGUGCGAAUGACCAUCGCACAGGCUGUGGCGCCGUAAGCCGCCACGGC